GCUCCUCGUUGAACCAAUCGGAGGCCUCCUUCGCGUUUGACGUCAUUGCGACGGACGCGGAAGCAGUGAAGCGAUUGGUUGGCGAGCGGUUGCUUCGGAAACGGCUCCGGAGAAGGCGCGAAAAGAAAACGGAGCAAUGUCUAAGUUUGAGCUCGCAUAGAGAAGAAGGAAAGUGAGCGUCGGGUGACUGAGAAGCUAUGGAUUCCUCCAUUCCAACCAUUACUGAAGUUCGUGGAAUGUUGCUGGCUUUGCAGAAGAACUUGGAAUGCCCCAUAUGCCUGGAUGUGAUGAAGGAGCCAGUUUCAACAAACUGUGCCCAUAUCUUUUGCAGGUUCUGCACAUUGAAACUUCUUAGACAGAAGACAGGUGUAACACAGUGUCCACUUUGCAAUGCCAAGGUCACCAAAAGAAGUCUAAGGGAAGAUGUUCGAUUUAAACAAGUCAUCAAAGUGGUGCUGGAUGUCAUCCGUGCUUUUGAGCGUGAUACAGGGCUCAAGUUUUCAGAUGAUCAGUGUUUUCCCAAGAAGGACACAGAAGCCACUUCUGUUGCAGAUUCAUGGAAGGAACAGCUAGUUGUUGACACUAAAGGCUACAGGGGCAGAUCGAAAAGAGUGCAAGAAAGAGAAGAGGGAAAUACUAUAUUGCAGGGUGAGAGCUCUAACUUGCCAGUAUGCAAUGAGACGAACAAAAGGUAUUCCUUGAGAAGAAAAAGCCGUUCCAAUAACGCUGUUGUCCUUGAAGUUGGAUCAGACUCAUCUGAAGAUACCUAUAAGAAGACAACUACGGUCAAGUGUGUGGAUUUCAUAGAGGAACCCCUGACUUAUAUGGGUGAACAGUGUGCUGAGAAUCAAAACCAUUGUCCAAUGAACCUUCCUGGAACAAGUGCUGAACAUGAAGCAUUAACUAUUCUAGGUGAAUGCAGUUUCUCAGAAGAAAGACUGGAAAGCAUAGAAUGCACUCCAGCCGUCACUGAAAACGUGAAAGUUGCUGCAGAAAAUCUUGCUAAACUGAAGAGCCAGGGUUUGUCUUCUCCAGAUCCCUCCAUGGGACAGCGUGACACAAAACCUGAAACCUGUUCCCUACAGCAGGAUGGAUCUUGCUCUUCACUCAGUAUUCCACAGGCGGUUGCUGAAGCCACAAAUCCCACUGCAGAUAAGCAGGAAGGUGAUGGCACAGAAUGGGCUGAUAUUAUGAUGCCUGAUGGAAGUUCACAAAUGGUCCCUGUAAAUGAGGAACAGCAACUGCAGACCCAGGUUUCAGUUAACAGUCCGUUGAAUCCGGUCACUGGAAAGCGACUGAUGCGGAGUAUCCAGAAGGUCAGUGAAUGGCUCUCCAAAAGCAAGGAGGUCAUUCCCCCAGGCUCCUUUAAAGACAUUCACUCUGAACAAGUGAAUCAGGAUCUGACCCCUUGUACAUUGGAUGCAAACUUCUGUGUCUCUCAGAAGGCUGGACAAGUAGAAAAUCAGGGGGAGGUUACAAUGUGGCAUGAAGGUGACCUGCCUGUAGCCAAACCAGUAGCCUCUAAGCUUGAAGAUAAAAUAUUUGGGAGAACAUACAAGAGGGAACGCAAAUCAACCCCACUUCGGAAUGAUAAGGAUACAAUCCAUAUCCAAGCAGAGGAAAGUAUUGCUGUCAACACAAAUGCUUGUGAGACACCUCGGAGAAAAACCUUAGCACGAAAGAGGAAAGCCACAUCCGAAUUGACACCUGAUGACUUCAUCAGAAGGCAGGAUGUGAAAGAAUGUAGGAAAAGGCCUGUUGGGGUUGAUUGUGGUUCUUGGGAAGAAUGUGACCAAACCUUUGCUAAUGUUGUUGGCAGUCCUGUUGCAUACCCAAAAGAUGCGGAGUUUCCUGAAGAACCUUCUAUCAAGAAAACAGUUGGAAGUGAACAAGCUGUGAGCAUCUGCCAUAAAUUGUCAGAAUCAAAUCUGAAGAAGAAACCCAAUUCAUCAAGUAAGAAAAGUAGACAACUGACUAGGCCACAUGGUCAAUUGCAGUUUGUGGUGGGUGGAAACCCAUGGUCUCCUGAACAGUCAAAAAUACAGAUAGAAGACAGGGAAAUGAAAGAAAGAGACACAGGCCAGAGACAGAUUAGGCGGAGCAGGAGGCUUCAGUUGCUCACAGAAGAAACCUGGAAUGGGAACAAGGAACUUCCCCUCCAGCCAGAAGGACUUUGGAAGGAAAGUGAGCCAGCAAACAGAGAGAACCACAAAGAGGAUGAGAGAGAAAAGAAACCAAUGAGUUCUCAAGCAGGAAAUAUGCCGUCUCAGUCUGUGAUAGAAAAUGACCCCAGUAUAUUGCAGAAGGGUUUGCCAUUGUCUGAAACCAGCUUGAUGGACAUGAAAGAUGAUGCAAACAAAGUUUGUCCUAGCUCUUUAGUCUCUCCUUGUACGACUGAAGUUGUAAAAGGUCUGAGUGUUGAAGAAAUUAAAGAGGGUCAUAGUCCCUAUUUCAUUGCUCCCACUGUACGCUCUCAAGGCAUUUGUUCACUCCUGCAGUCCCAUCCUACAGCAGUGAAGCAAAGUACUUCUGAUAAGAAUAAAGGCAUCGUAGCAGGUCAAUUUGAUAAGAGUGCAUUGUGUGUUCAGACAGAAGAGGGCAGUGGGUCUUGGACAGCAGUUGUCACAGAAAGCCACAGUCUUCCUGAUGAUAAAACUGCAGGUCCCAUGGAGUUGAACCCAGAAACUGAUGACAGUGAACCAGAUGCAGAUUUUGUACAGAAGAUAUUCAGCUGCAGCAAACGUCGUUCAUUCUUACUGCAUCCAGGUCCUGCGAAGGAGUCUGCUGCUGAAAUUCAGAGGAAGUUGAAAGUUGGCAAAGUAGAAGAUGGCAGGGUUGACUGUUUGGAGAAAUUGACUCAAAAUGAGGGAAGAAACAAAGCUGUUGCCUGUGUGGCAGACAAAGACAUCACUGUCCAAAGACUGGCAACCUCUAGCUCCAGUUUCCAUGAGCUUGAGAGUACUACUGAGCACCUCCAGCUUGCUUUGAAAGCUCCCUUGCCAGAAAUGCCGUCCACGCCAGUACAGACACUUGCCAAAAUCGGAGAGGGCGGAAAUCAACUUCAAAGCCAAAAACUCACAACUGAAAGAAGAGCAUCUCCAGGAAUAGGAGAAAACACUAGCGGCAGUAGCAGAAGCCUGAGUGGAAAUGGCAGAAGUCCAAGUAUUUUGAGAAAUUGCAACAUCCAGGGCUCCAGUUUAAGCCUGGUUAAUGAGACAUGUUCCAAUAGAGACCAUUUUCAAAAAGCAGAGUCCACGGGUGCUGAACACAAUGGGUUGACAUUAAGCACUCAGCCAGAAUCAAUACAGCCAUGUCCUGCAAUUUGUCAACCAUCGCUUCCUCAGUCCAGCCAUGUUGAAACAAAAAGAAGCAGCAUAGAACAAAAGCAAUUGAAUAACGACAUAGAGGAAGCAAUGGAUAUUUCAAGCAUAGGUGUUCCUCAGUGCCUGGUUUCCAAAGAGAAUUUGGAGCAAUGCACUGAGGAGGGGCACUGUGUCUUUGAACUCUCGUCGGAGACACCAGAGGGCUUGCUGGACCCAGCCAUCAAAAGCAAAGAGGGGCCAUCUGAUCUUCUAGAAACAGACAGGGAAGACAUCUCAGGUGUAUCUUCUAAAAUGGACAGGCCAUCUCUUGUUGGGAAAGAUCUGGGCAACAAUGACUCUGGCAAUUCCAUGUUGAAGAGGAAACACUUUGUUUUAGCACAUCGGAAACCAGUGCGGAAAUUGCCAUCCUCGGAAGAGGAUGAAUCGAGUGAAGAGGAAGAGCUGCCAUCUUUUCAGGCACGAUUAUUUGGCACAUCAUCACAGGCAUUGAAAAACAAUGAGACAUCAGUAGAGAUGCUGGGACUGCAGAACAGCAGCAGAAGUCACCUCAGUUCCAAAGCCGAGGAUGUCUCUCUGAGUCAGGAGUCAGAGUGCUCUGUGAACUUGUUUUCCUCCCAGUCACAUGCAUCUGAGGACUCCUGCAGCAAGGCCUGUGACACAAGGCAUUUAACCCCAGUUUCUGGUUCCGUAGAAAAGCCUCCAAUUCCCAGCAAGAAUAAAGAAGACAUUCAACCUAGUGGUGAUGCUUCCAGAAAAGAUGUGCAACCAAAAGAUGAACAGCCCAGAUAUGAGAAUUCAGAAUCCAAUUUAGGUGAAGAAUGCAUGGGUUAUGACAGUGAAGCAAGCCACCUGGGGGAUUCAUCAGGCCUGUCGUCCCAGAGUGAGAUCCUCACCACACAGCAAAGAGAUGCCAUGCAAAAUGAUUUAAAGAAACUGCAGCAUGAGAUGGUUAUCAUUGAGGCAGCUCUCAAACAAGGAACCCAGCACGAUGCUCCCGAAGAAUGGCUGGAAUUGGAUAAGGAAGAUGAUUUCAUUGGAGAACAGAUGAGAUCACCAAAGGGAAGCACAAUGAAGUUGACUUCUGGAAUCAAACAGAGCUUCCUAGGUGAUUCUUUCUCGCCUGUCAAAAGCACACACGGGACUCUAGGUAGUCAUUACAUCCCUUCCUCAAAUCCUGAAGAGCUAUUUUCCUGUGACGUGACCACCAAGACAAAUAGGUCUCCCGCUACCAAACCAGGCACAUUCAGAAGACCACUUACGCCAAGGCACGAAGCACAAAGAAGUCCAACAAUAGCUCGCUAUUGUUCCAAAACAAAGAACCCACUCCUGAACAGUAAGAAGAAUAUGUCUCUGGUGGCAUCAGGUCUGAACCAAGGCGAGUUGCGAUUAGUACAGCAGUUUGUCAGGAAAACCAAGAGCAGUUGGUCAAAUAAAAUGACUGAAGAAACAACCCAUGUAAUAAUGAAAACCGAUGAGGAUCGGGUCUGUGAACGAACCCUGAAGUACUUUUUAGGUAUAGCUGCACAAAAAUGGGUGGUGAGCUACCAAUGGAUUGAACAAUCACUCCAAGCAGAAAGAUUACUUAAUGAGGAGGACUUCGAAGUAAGAGGAGAUGUAAUCAAUGGUAGAAAUCACCAAGGACCCAAAAGAUCAAGGGAAUCUCCUCCUGGAAAACUUUUCCAAGGUUUGGAAAUAUGCUGCUAUGGGCCAUUCACAGACAUGCUGCCAGAACAACUGGAAUGGAUGGUAGAGCUGUGUGGGGCCUCUCUUGUGAAGCAACCUCAUUUAUUUGCACAUCCAACAAACUCCUCUGCUGUGAUUGUUGUUCAGCCUGAUGUCUGGGGUGAAGACACUGCCUGUCAAGGGCUCCCACCUCAAUGCAAUGCUACGGUGGUUUUGCGCGAGUGGGUGCUGGACAGUGUUGCCUCCUAUCAACGUCAGCCGUUCGAUGGAUACACCAUACACUGACCCUUUGGGAGGUUUUCAGGAAUACAGAGUCUUCCAGACUGGAGUCUGUGGCACUUUUAAGAAAAGAUUUAUGUACACAGCUUGCAAGAUGUACACUUCAGUUGGCAUAAGAAAGCUCUGUCUCUUGCCAAAAUCAGAACUAAAACUGUAAAACUUCUGCCUUCAGCACAGUUCUUGCAGUGCACUGAGAUAUAGUUGCUCUGUUCUUAUACCAAUGCAUUAUUUACUGUAUAACUACUAUCUUGUUUGGGAAGCUUUCUUUUUCUUCACGGCAUCUUUAAGAUGUAAUCAUUUGCUAGUUAUAUGGAGCUCAGGGUUUCAGUUAACUUUGCCAGAUAAUCAUAGUUUAUGGUGGGAAUGUUCACAUAUAAAGUUGCACUUACGCUG
Molecule: messenger RNA, 5678 nt
Organism: Anolis carolinensis (green anole)
Lineage: Eukaryota; Metazoa; Chordata; Lepidosauria; Squamata; Anolidae
Gene: brca1
Product: BRCA1 DNA repair associated
Exons: 21
Coding region: 198-5291 (1697 amino acids)
Biological process (GO): negative regulation of fatty acid biosynthetic process; positive regulation of transcription by RNA polymerase II; double-strand break repair via homologous recombination
Cellular component (GO): nucleus; BRCA1-A complex; BRCA1-BARD1 complex
Molecular function (GO): zinc ion binding; DNA binding; ubiquitin-protein transferase activity
Source: RefSeq, a predicted model, not a curated record